Molecule: messenger RNA, 2787 nt
Organism: Branchiostoma belcheri (Belcher's lancelet)
Lineage: Eukaryota; Metazoa; Chordata; Leptocardii; Amphioxiformes; Branchiostomatidae
Product: leucine-rich repeat-containing protein 45-like
Exons: 19
Coding region: 128-2146 (672 amino acids)
Cellular component (GO): centrosome
Molecular function (GO): protein binding
Source: RefSeq, a predicted model, not a curated record
CUGAAAGAUGGCGGCUGACUCAAACGGUUGAAACAACAACAACAUUGAAGCAGACGCAAUUAUUUCACUUUUCCGGGAAAUUUCAGCGCUUUUAUCCUGAACACGGUCCUCAGUGUUCGCGGCCGCGAUGGAUGAGUUCCGUCGGCUGUACCUGCAGCUCUGUAAGGACCACGACACCGAGCCGCAGGAGUCAGUACUGCAGCAGGUCAAGGAGCUGGGGUCAUCCCCGAAACACGGGCCCAGCAGACUGGACCUGUCUACUAUCAGCCUCCACGUGGACACGUGUGCAGUCCUGGGGAAGGCUUUGUCCACUGACAGGUCCUUCUCAGAGAUCCGACUUGCUGACUGUAUGCUGAAUGAAGAAGGUGCCAAACUGCUUCUACAUGGUCUAUGUUCCAACACGAUGGUCAAGAACUUGGACCUCAAAGGGAACAACUUGAGAGGUGUGGGUGCAGAGUCCAUCGGAAAACUGUUGAAGUUUAACAAAUCCCUGCGCAGUGUGUGUCUGGAGUGGAACUCCCUGGGCAUGUUUGCCAGUUCCUUCACCAUCCUGUGUGAGGGCCUGGGAGCCAACCAUACCCUGACAGUGCUGGACCUCAGGAACAACCAGAUCACUCACGACGAGGCUGCAGAGAUCGCCGCUGCACUCAGGAAAAACGAAACUCUCAGGACACUGGACCUCAGGUGGAACAAUGUGGGGAUUGUAGGAGGCAGGGAACUCCUGUCUUCCCUCCAGCAGAACAGAACCCUGACUAAGAUGGAGCUCAGUGGCAACAACGUGCCUGCAGACACCAUCAAGGCUAUAGAACAAGCCCUGUCCACCAACGCUGACCGUAUCCUGCUGACCAGUGAGUACCAGGACAGGACUCGGAUGCUGACCAACGAGAUUGACAGCAUCAGGAAGGACAGAUCCAUGCAGGUCAGUGAUCUGUUGGACAGGAUUGACCAGCAGAAUGAGAACAUGUCCAAGACACAGCGGUCGUCUGCACACAAGAUCGGUCGGCUGCAAGAAGCCUUGGAGGAGAGGAAAUCAUCCUUCAAUUCCCUGGCUGCCAAAUUGAAAAUGACGGAAGCAGCCCUGGCAUUGGCCGAGCAGAAGUCACAUGACCUGGGGGAGCUGCUGACCAAGUCCCGCCAGGAGAACAACCAGUCCCAGGUGCACCACCAGGCCGAGCUCAUGAAGGAGAAAGAGGACCGUAACGCGGCAGAGGCCAAGAUGAGGAAGGACCUGGGAGGGGUGCACGACAGGAACCUACAGCUGGAGUCUAAGGUGGAUGAGUUGGAGAGGAGGAACAGGGCCUUACAGGACCAGGUGUUUGAGCUGAAGGAAACUGUCGCACAUCUCAACGCACAAAUCAAGGUUACAAACACACAAUCUGAUGAGAGACAACAGAGAGAACAGCAGAAACACAAGGAUGCCAUGAAGGAUGCAGAACAUCUCAGACAACAGGAGGUGAGCAGAGUGCGACUGGAGGCAGAGGAGACAGAGAGGGUUCUGAAGGAUCGCAUACAGAAGAUGGAGAUGCACAGAAUGGAGCUAGAGGAGGAGAUAAGUCGUCACAAGUCUUCGUUGGUGUCAGAGAAGUCAAAGUAUGAGGAGCAGAUGCAACAGGCCAAAACCAGAAUCAAGCAUGACCAGCAACAGCGAGUGACCCAGCUGGAAGAGAGACUGCGCAUGGAACAGAUGUCUAAGGAGGAGUUACAGAACCACAGUGAUCACCAGUCAGCACAGGUCACAGAGCUGCAGACCAAACACACAGGAGCCGUCAUGGAGAUCGAGGGGCUCAAGAGGAAGAUAGAGGAGAUCAACCAGGAGCUAGCUGGGAAGAAUGCGGAAAAGAUGACUGCAGUGGAGAAGGUUCGAUUGGAGCUGAAUCAGCAGGCGUCCAAACUAGAGGCUGAAAAACUCACCAACACUGAGCUGAACGAGAGGCUGGAGAAAGUAGAAAAACAGCUCAGAGACCAGAACCACCGUCACCGUGAGGAGAGGCGAGACCUGGAGACGGAGGUGACCUCGCUGAGGGAGCAGGUACGCAUGAAGGAUGCUGAGAUCAACAGGAUCAGGGACGACGAGGCACAGAGGGCCAGGAUGUUACAGUCCGCCAUCAAUAACUAUGUGGGCGGGGCUACAGGGGGAAGGAGCUGAUACACAACAAACAACUGAUCUGGAAGGGGAGGUUGGGUCACACUAAUUCAAUUUCUUUGUUCUCGGAUGUAAAGAAAUGAUGCUAGAUUGGGGUAUUCCCCGUAGCAUAAAAACAUAGUCUGAGAGGAAAGUCUGUACCUUGGCGCACAAAAUUUCAGGGAGUGAGUUAGGUGCAAGUUUUCUUCCCAGUCUUCUGUUGUCAUAUUGCCUUUUGCUAAAAUUUUACAUUUAAAAGAUCCUAGAAUCAAGAAGUUGAAUUGCUUUGGCCAUAGAUGCACUCAGAAGUGCAGAGCAUUGCCUUCAUCUUAAAAGGAUAUUUUUCUUCACUCAAAAAUGUGUUUUAAAAAGACCUGGAUAUCAAAAGCAAUACUAAGAAUAUUUUUUGUCAGUCAGAAAUGUAUUAUAGUUUUUUUUUUUACAUCCUGAAAAUUAUUUUGCAGGCUAUGUGUGUGCAACUGCCAAUCACACUGUUAUGCACUCUGUGUGUGUCAUAAAAUCUUCCACAGUCUACUCCACUUGAAAAUGGCAUUACUGCUUUUCAAUACAAGCAGAUUGCAUUAAACUGUCUUCCAUUUAUUGCUUAAAGGUUUUUUUUCCAAAUAAGAAAAUAAAACAUUCCGACCAGAAAUGUAACAAAUACA